UCGUGCAGAAUUCAUGUUCCUUUGCUCUAAUUUCUACUUGUGAAGAAGUAAAGGAGCUUAAGUACAAAAGUAGCUCAUUUAACUUAUGAUCCUUAUGUUAACCUUGUUUAUAUUGUAGUGUGUAUAUUUUGGAUUUAUUGGUAUUUUUACAUUUGCACUCUUUCCUACUUUGUACAGCAACUGCUGCACAACAGUUUCCCUCUAGAUAAAUAAAUCUUAUCUUAAAAGGGCAAAAUUUGGUGUUUUACAUAUUUUUAACAGUAAUGUUAGACUUGAUCUUUAUUUUGCAGUUAAAGAGUCUAAACUAGAUUAUUGUUAUUCAAUGCUGUUAUUCUAUUCUCAGUCACAUGAGAUCACAUGCAACAGAUGAAAAAAUUUGCUCCUCCUACACAAUAUUUUUCUCCAAAAAAAACCCCGUAACCUGUACAUGUAUAAUUACACAAAAUAAAAGACUUUAAUCUCUUUAAAUUUAACGUCAUUGUUAGAUAGUUAAACUAUCUGUUAGGUGAUAAAAAGUGGACUCACAGCAAGGCUCACCUGUCUCUUUGGCGUAUCUCUGUCUAGCUAACCCCAAAUCUAAAGUUAAUCUUAAAAUAUAUGAACCCUGAUCCAGACAUUCAUUAGUUAUUUCUCACAGUGUAAUUACCACUAGAAAUCCAGCAGACCUUACAGUGACACACCACUAACCAGCAAUCGCAUUGUAAGUAAGCGUGGUAUCUGCAUUGCAUUACCUAAAUAGGACACAAACAUUCUCCUCCUUAAAAUAAAUGUCCUUUAAAUUGUUCUUCUUUUUUUUAAUCAGUAGCCUAUUAAACUAGGCUAAUACCACACUCACAUAAGUUAACCCCCUAAUGGAAGAGAGCAGAUAAAAAAAACACACUAAAGUCCAUCAGAGCCAGUGAAGCAUACUGGGUUAAUAGUUAUUAAAGUGAACAAGAUUCCUGUCCCUCUGUCCAGACAGGAGGGUGGAGUUUAAAGACAACUUUCCUAACCAACAACUACCGGACACUCCGCCUUUCUGCCCCCGGUAAUAGAGCUUCCGUUGCCGAAUUCCAGCGUCAGACACGCACCGGCAACUCCACACUGGACCUCGGUGAACUUUGUGUCUGGAGGAGCGUUUUAACGGAAAAUAAGAAAAUAUAAACCGACGUGGGCUCGGACCCUGUGAAAGUUGAGACUUGUGCGCGUCACGUCAGUGAUAUUUACGACUUGCUGUCCUUCGGGGAACUCAACAGUUGCCAUUUUUGUGUUUUGAGCAGCCGUGAUCCUCCGCGACUUCAGCGCUCCAACAAAAACUAAAAAAAAAAAAAAAGUGACUCGUCAGCGCAACACUUAUCGUGACUCACACACAGUUUCAACACAGUUAAAAGCAGGAUUAAUGACUUCUUUCUCUAUCUCAAGUACGUGUUCCGCUUCGGCUUGACUCACUGGCAGACACACAGAUACACUCAUCCAUCCAGACAGCUGCCUGCCUCCAUGUCUGCCGGGGCCCGAGGCUGGAGCAGCUGAACCGGGCCGCCGCUGGAACAGCCCGGCCCCUGUCAGGUGAAAGGCGUGGCGCUGGGUGGGGGUGCUUUGUUCGAACAACACCUGAGUGUGUGUGUGUGUGUCAGUAACCUGAGAUCUGGGCUGAGCUGGACUCUGUGUUGAGGGACUGAACUAGCGGUUUAUGUCACUCAGAUGAAAAUCUUCCCCCAGAGGGAUCUGUUUACCGCCUCGCAGGCCCAGAUCACGCAGACGCGUAAUGGACGGAUCGCACUCUUCCCCGGUUUGACCCUUCUGACAGACGACUGGAAACUGGGUCAGAGUUGUUUCAGUACUUAACUACUUAUUGACCGGUGGAUUUAUUGAAGUCAUGGCGUUGUCUCAGAUCCAGUGUCUGGACGAUCACCACGUCAACUGGCGCGUGAGCGAGAGCAAACCGGAGUUUUUUUACAGUGAGGACCAACGGCGGGCGGUCGAGGCUCUCAUCUCCCAGGGCCGCGAUGCGUUCAUGGACUACAUCCGCGAGAAUAGCGUCCGGGGGUUCCUCUCGGAACCGGAGCUGGAGCGGAUUGCACACAUAGCGGAGGCCUACCGACCCGGGCACGAACAUCAUCAGAAGCCAGAGACGCCGGGGAACAUCACCCCGGGGUCCGGGGAAGAAGGGGGAGACGGUGAGGUGUCGCUCCAGUACUGGCCAGACCGGUCUGAGGCCUCAGUGGCGGUGCUGGAUCUCGGCUGGCCUGAGGCCAGUUCCUACCGAGGGGUCACGCGCGUGACCGUGCACACCCAACCUCCAGCCGACGGGCACACGCACAUCAAGGAGGUAGUGCGCAAGAGCAUUGCAUCAGCCCAGAAGGUGAUAGCCGUGGUGAUGGAUGUGUUUACAGAUGUGGAUAUCUUUCGAGACCUGCUGGAUGCAGCCUAUAAACGCAAAGUUCCUGUAUACAUAAUCAUUGACAUGGCUGCAGUCCCCUGCUUUCUUUCCAUGUGUGGCAGAGCUGAUAUGCACCGUGGACACCUAAAGAAUUUGCGUGUACGCUGCUGUGGAGGUGUGGAGUUCUACACACGGUCAGCACAGAAGGUGUGUGGAUCACUGAGCCAGAAGUUCCUCCUGGUAGAUGGAGACAGAGCCAUCUCUGGUUCAUACAGCUUCACCUGGUCCUCAUCUCGUUUGGACCGUAACCUCAUCACUGUGAUCACAGGACAGGCAGUGGAGACCUUCGACCUGCAGUUUUGUGACCUUUACCUCAUGUCCAGAGGUGUGUCUCUCAACAAGGUUCCCAUGGUAGAUGAACCAAUCCCUGACCCGCUCCCUCAGAUGGCUCCUGCUCCGGUGUCAGCUGCUAUUGCUAGGAAGCUCAUCAAUCCCAAAUAUGCCCUUGUUGCCACAGGAACCCACACAAGUCCAACUUCUUCUGACCAAAAUUCCAGCAACAAGAACUCAAACUCCCAGAAUCCCACUGGGCUAAAGAUUAUGAAGGGACGUAUUAAGGGGGUUAUCGAAGUGCCACCCAUACAUCCGGGAUUAGCCCACCUGGAGAAAGCGUACCUGAUCCCGUACCUUCCCACCUGGCCAGAGCCAGACCCACCAAGCGACGUGAUUGGCUUUAUCAACAUCACGGAUAACAAGCGAGCCAAUCAGGUUCACUUACAGAGGUCGGAGAGGUUUGAGGUCAGCCAGGCUAUACGCUUCAGCUCACCACUGACGCUACCAGCAAAGACUGAGGUACCUGCUUCAGGUCGGGAUGCAAACAAACAUCCUUCUGGGAAUACAAGUACAGACAUCACUACUCCUGUGACUCCAACCAACAAAGAGCUCAAAGAGCAAACACACACAGCUCAGAAUAAAGACCAAACUGAUGCAACAGAUUCCAGAGGGCCCCCUCAGCAGCCAAACACACCUUUAACACAAGACACACAUGCACACACUCCUACAUCACCAUCCAAUGUUACUGCUGAUUCACAGCCAACAGACAAUGCUAAACAAACUUCAGAGAAUCCAUCACCUGCAGCACCUCCAGUUCCUAAACGCCGCACACUGCAGUUAGUCAUAGACCCUGCCCCCUCAGAGCAGUCUGGCCAACCACAAGUCACUCUGAUGAAAAUGGACCAAUUGGAAAGUCUAGAUGCCUUUAGCAAAAAGAGAACCCGGGAGGAGCUGACGCCAAGCCGUGGCCGCAUAACAUCAAAGGACGACAGCGGGGACUCUGGCAGCAACGGUAACGGCAGCCAAGACAGUACCAAGGUCAUAUGUGACCGAGCAACCAAUGAUGAUCCCUCAAGCACUUCUACAGCAUCAGAAGAGGAGUUUUAUGAUUGUUCACAGCCAGAGCCAAGAGACCCGUUGACCAACGGAGUGACAACAGGGUCAGGUCGCGGGCAUCGCCAAGGAGACGGGGUCAACAUGAUGGCCCGCCUCUCCCAGAGCAUGCUGGAUCUGCGGGAGCCCAGCCAGUCAGAGGACAGCGCUGACCUCAUCCGCCAGUCACAGCAGCUCCGCAGGCAAGCACACCCCUCACCGCAUAGGCACAUAGGACAGUUGUUCCAGACCUCGAAAUCUCCAGGUCGUGAUACGCAACUGAGAGGAGCUAAAGUAGUCAUUGCCAAACCAGGAAGUUUUCACCGUCCCACCCGAGCAACUGGCCCUGUGAUCGGAGGACACCGUUACUGGCAGGGUCAAACGCUGCAGCCUGAUUCGGCACAUCUGCGCGUAGAGACACGCUCCGGCCGGUCGCCACGACGCCACAGCCCGGGCUACAAGAAGACGGAUCACACCUCACCACAGCCGUUGGCCAACCCUUCAGGGUUACUUGGAGUAUCUUUCUCAAAACUGAGCAAUUUAAGACACUUAAGGGCACGAGGUGGAGCGUUGCCAAAGAAUGCGACUCAAAAUAACAAGGCUGCAAGGUAGACCUGAAGUAUAGGUACACAUCAGUGUUGUUGAUACAGACUUCCUGCUAAGAAAUUGGUGACUCUUUAGUGUGGAAUCUUCUCUAUCUCUGGCAUACAUGUCAUUUCCUGUUUUCAAACCCUGAGGCUCAACAUACAAGAACUAUUUAAUUUAAAUUUUUCAACUAUGUCAACAAGGGCUGGUAAUUUGAUUUAAUGAUAUGUUUUCUUUUUUUAAUGAGAUAUUGUCUGUAAAUUAAUCACAUCAACUUUCAAACCAAUUUUACAAUAGAGUUUAGAAUUUUAGAAGCAGAUACUGAUAUCUAGGAGGAAACAAACUCUGAUAAAGAUAUAUCAGCUGACAUUUAUAUGUUUACAAACAUAUGCAUAAACACACACUUGCAUGGAUCCCUUCAAUUUGUUUAUCAAAGAGUUGUGGUAGGAUUUCUACCGGAAGAUAUUUUGUAGGUCUUAACAGACACCGUGUCAGAUUUGGUCAGCUGUGAUAGUCUUCUCUGCCAAAUCAGGCACUUCAGUAUUGUAAACAAUCCCUUAAACAAAUAUUUUUAAAUUACCUCAACUGCUUUUCUUUUUCAGAAUUUUGUACAGUAAUGUUUUUCCAUAUCCAACCUACACAGAUGUGGUGUAUCUGUGACAUGCAGGAUCAGCUGAUUAUGUCUCCCCUCUGAUAUACAAGUCAGGCUCUAGUGUUGAUACCAGUGUGAUUGGUUACUUGUGGUGCGAGGGUGGGGCUAAUGUGUUGAUUGCUUUCACAUAUAUGGCAGAUGUACUGGAUUACCUGUGCAGAUGUGUAGAGAACUGGUAUAUAUGUAGUUUUAAAUACUGGGAUGUGGGACCAAAGGGGGAUGUUGUAAAUAAAAAGACAGAUUGUUGGAAAUAA
Messenger RNA from Siniperca chuatsi (mandarin fish), 5275 nucleotides. RefSeq names its product protein FAM83G (gene sack1gb). The record is from RefSeq and is a predicted model, not a curated record. Lineage: Eukaryota; Metazoa; Chordata; Actinopteri; Centrarchiformes; Sinipercidae. The coding region runs from base 1856 to 4396 and encodes 846 amino acids. The transcript is spliced from 5 exons.